This is a messenger RNA of Musa acuminata subsp. malaccensis (wild Malaysian banana), 1312 nucleotides long. RefSeq names its product 2-C-methyl-D-erythritol 4-phosphate cytidylyltransferase, chloroplastic. Gene Ontology annotation, biological process: isoprenoid biosynthetic process. The record is from RefSeq and is a predicted model, not a curated record. NCBI's taxonomy places the organism in Eukaryota, Viridiplantae, Streptophyta, Magnoliopsida, Zingiberales, Musaceae. Gene Ontology annotation, molecular function: 2-C-methyl-D-erythritol 4-phosphate cytidylyltransferase activity.
CGUCCACGCCGAGAGAUGGUCAAGCAGUCAACAGUCACGACAAAUGAUGCCAACGGACGGCUCGGAUUCGUUUGGGAGAUGAGACCGUCCGAAUGCACUCACCCAACAGUGUUCUUCCUCCCCGACUCAUCCUCUCUCGCUCGCUCAAGCUCGGGCUUCCGCGUCUCCCCCCGAUUCUUUGAGCCAAUCCGGAGCCGCAGGAACCCUAGCAAGAUGGCGCUUCGAUUCGACAUCCCGCUCUGCCGCCGCCUCGCCAGCCUCCCUUCAUCCCCGAAACCCAAUCCACCGCCUCCGUUUCCGUCGAUUUCGAUGCCCCCUCGGUCUGCCCGCCGUCGUGUUGCAGGCGUAGAGGCCGGGUUCAACAAGGACCGGACUCGAAGCCGGAUUAAUUGCAUUGCAGAGGGCGAUGGAAGAAGCCAAAAUGAAGCUGUGAAAGAGAGGAGCGUCUCAGUGGUUCUUUUGGCAGGAGGACAGGGGAAGAGGAUGGGAGCAAGCAUGCCAAAGCAAUACCUUCCCCUCUUAGGACAACCAAUUGCACUGUACAGUUUCUAUACUUUCUCCCAGAUGACCGAAGUUAAGGAAAUAGUUGUAGUGUGUGAUCCAUCAUACAAAGAUGUAUUUGAAGAUGCUAGCGAAAAAUUAAACGUAGACCUUAAGUUUGCACUUCCAGGGAAGGAGAGACAAGAUUCUGUUUUCAGUGGUUUUCAGGAAAUUGACGGAAGUUCAGAACUUGUCUGCAUACAUGAUUCAGCUAGGCCACUUGUUUCAUCUGGAGAUAUCAAGAAGGUUGUACAAGAUGCUUGGGUGGUAGGUGCAGCUGUUCUUGGAGUUCCUGUAAAAGCUACCAUAAAAGAGGCAAACAAGGAUUCCUUUGUGGUGAAAACACUUGAUAGAAAAACCCUCUGGGAAAUGCAAACUCCGCAGGUUAUCAAGCCUGAAUUGCUCAGAAGCGGCUUUGAGGUUGUGAACAGGGAUGGUCUUGAAGUCACUGAUGAUGUCUCCAUCGUGGAACACCUUAAGCAUCCGGUCUUUAUAACAGAAGGUUCAUAUACAAACAUCAAGGUUACAACCCCAGAUGAUCUUUUGUUGGCAGAGAGGAUACUGAAUAUGGAAAUAGCAGUAGCUUCUUAAGUCCCUGUUGUUCUCUCUCUCUCUCUUUCUCUCUCUCUCUCUCUCAACAACAUCACAAAGUUGAUUUUUUUGGAAUUUUGUUGUAGAUCAAUUGUGUCUGUUGUUCAGUAUAGAUCGAUUCAGUUGGUCACAUAUUUUAAUUGAACCUUCAAAGAAAUCAAUUGUCAAGCCAUUGUAUGUU